Tarenaya hassleriana is the source of this 1442-nucleotide messenger RNA. RefSeq names its product pectinesterase QRT1. Bases 161 to 1240 code for a protein of 359 amino acids. The record is from RefSeq and is a predicted model, not a curated record. Gene Ontology annotation, biological process: cell wall modification. Gene Ontology annotation, molecular function: pectinesterase activity. The transcript is spliced from 5 exons. Lineage: Eukaryota; Viridiplantae; Streptophyta; Magnoliopsida; Brassicales; Cleomaceae.
ACAGAAGACAGAAGACAAGCGUUUAACACUCUCUCAGAGUCUCUUCAUAGUUCCCACGACACAGGAGGACAAAAAAAACGACAUCUGGGUUUUGAUCGUGAUCACAUACUGAUUCACUUCCCCAGGAAAGAAACAGGAAUCAAACAGACAGAUAAUCGCCAUGAAAGGCCACGUCUUUAUCGCCAUGUUCGUGGUUUUCGUCGGGUUAGGGACGAGUUUAACGCAGAGGGAAGGAAACUGGAGAGAUUACAUGAGCUGGGACGACAUGAAACUGGAGGUGGACGAGGUGGGGGGAGCGAGACCGAGCUUCAGGGACAACGGAAUGAAUCAGAGCAGAGUGAUCGUGGUUGAUAAGAACGGAUUCGGCGAUUCGGUUACUGUUCAAGGAGCUGUUGACAUGGUUCCCGAAAAUAACUUACAGAGAGUUAAAAUCUUCAUUCUUCCCGGAUUUUACAGGGAGAAGGUGAUGGUGCCGAGGAACAAGCCGUACAUAUCGUUCAUAGGGAACGAGAGCAGAGUGGAAGAGACAGUGAUAAGUUGGGACGACAAAGCUUCCGACAUUGACGAGAAUGGUCUCCUUCUCGGCACUUACCGCUCCGCUUCUGUCACCGUUGAAUCCGAUUUCUUCUGCGCCACGGCCAUCACUUUCCAGAACACAGUGGUGGCAGAGCCAGGAGGGUACGGAAUGCAGGCAGUGGCACUGAGGAUCUCAGGGGACAGAGCAAUGUUCUACAGAGUUAGGGUUUUAGGCACACAAGACACUCUCCUUGAUGAAUCUGGCUCUCACUACUUCUUCCAGUCCCACAUCCAAGGAAGUGUUGAUUUCAUCUUUGGCAAAGCCAGAUCCCUUUACCAGGACUGUGUGAUUCAGUCUACGGCCAAAAGAUCAGGAGCCAUUGCAGCUCACCACAGAGACUCAGAGGAUGAAGACACCGGAUUCUCUUUUGUGGACUGUGUCAUCAAUGGAACAGGCAAAAUCUACCUGGGAAGAGCAUGGGGAAACUACUCGAGAGCUAUUUACUCCAACUGCUACAUCGCUGAUGUCAUCACCCCCAUGGGCUGGAGUGACUGGAACUUCCCCUACAGACAGAGGACUGUGUUGUUUGGGGAGUACAAUUGCAGGGGAAGAGGAGCAGAGAGAGGAGGACGAGUUCCAUGGUCGAAAAAUCUCACCUUUGAUGAAGUUAGGCCUUUCCUGGACAUCAAGUUCAUAUAUGGAGAGCAAUGGCUGAGACUCUAACUGAUUCUGAUCACCCAGAGGAGUUCAAUUCUGACCAAAAAGGCGAAAAUCGAAGAAAAGAGAAGAGGGGAGAAAACCCCGAUAGAAGCUAACUUGACCCGUCUUAUACUAUUCGUUUAUAAGCAUUCGAUGCAGAAAUGUGCAUGUUUUAGCAGACACUACUGAUCUGGAAAGCAAACCAAGUUCUUGAUAUUUCUCAUCU